AUGGCUUACUCUGUACAAUAUCGAAAACGAGACUAUUUAAUUUGGACAUAUCAAAGAAUAGUCAGAACUUCCUCUCAAAUUGCAGAAAUCAAUAGUAAUAAUAAUAACAUUAUAUUUGUCGUUGAUGAUGUUCAACAUGCAAAAGGUUUACAACCUCUUUAUUGUAAUCUGCAUAGAAAGGGAAAAGUAGAAAAUGUAUAUACUCACGUAAUAGUUACUGGUCGUGGAAUAAAUGGCAGGGAAUUGAUAAAGUCCAAUUCAUUAUUGCCAGAUUGUGAUGUACCUGUAUAUGAUUUAGAGCUUCAAAAAGCCAAUGAAAAUACCUUCAUAUCAGUUGCUAAAGAUAUAAGUAAUGCGUUAUAUCAAAUUCAGCCGGAUGUCUUGAUUUAUAUAAAUGAUCCUAAAAAUGAAGCAAUACGCGGUGUUGAUACUGCAUUAGUUGCUGCUUCUCAAAAUAAUCAACCUAUUGCAAAAAUCGCAUUACCUAUAGAAGACGCGAAACAUAUGAUGUGGUUAACUGAACUAAAUAUUGAGGCUCUUAAAAUACAAGUCAUUACUCAAGAUCGUCCUCUAUCUCUAACACGCCUUAUGCGAUCUCUCAAUUCUUCUAUUUAUUUCGGUGACAAUGUACAACUUACUGUAAAUAUGGAUCGAAGUGCAGAUCCUGUUACUAUAAAAUACUGUCAAAAUUUUAAAUGGUCAUUUGGUAAAAUGGGCAUUAGAUUCCGUGUAAAGCAAGGAGGUUUGAUUACUGCCGUCGUAGAAUCUUAUUAUCCUACUACCAAUGAUGAUUACGCUGUAAUUUUAGAAGAUGAUAUAGAAGUUUCUCCAUACUACUAUAUAUGGUUAAAAUAUACAAUCUUAAAAUAUAGAUAUGGAACUGAUCGAAGUUUAGUCAGUAGAUUACUUGGAAUCAGUCUUUACGGUUCAAAACUCAAUGAAAUAAAUAGUACUACUGGUCGUAGACCUUAUGAACCUGCUGAAGUUUUAGAAAAUACUAAAUUUCCUAAUCAAUCUCCAUAUCUUAGUCAAAUACCUUGUAGUUGGGGUGCUUUGUUUUUCCCCGAAAUAUGGCGUGAAUUUCAUAUUUAUUUGAAUGCUAGAUUAACUGACCUUGAAGGUCCUAAAUUACAGACAGUAAUAGUUCCAGAAAGUAGAUCAAAUAUGUGGUCAAGAUCUUGGAAACGUUUCUUUAUAGAGCUUGCAUACCUUCGUGGUUAUGUGAUGCUUUAUCCUAAUUAUAAUAAUUCUAUUAGUUUUACAACUAAUUAUGCUGAAUUCGGUGUUCACUUUCGUAUCAAAGGAAAACAAAAAGAUUUAUGGCUCCUUCCAUUAAUGGAAGAAGAUAUUGUAUUGGAAGGACUACCUGACGGUCAUUUACCAAACUAUGAAGAUUUACCAAGUAUAGACCUUUGGGGAAAUCUUAUGACUCCACAAGAAUUAAUUCGAAUUGGACGUUCAUUUCACUCGGAAAUUUCAGCUUGUCCUCCCAACGAUUCUGAUGAACUCACUUAUGACCCCCAAGACUUAUUAUGUGAGUAG
Messenger RNA from Dentiscutata erythropus, 1542 nucleotides. The record is from the annotation of a GenBank genome assembly. Lineage: Eukaryota; Fungi; Glomeromycota; Glomeromycetes; Diversisporales; Gigasporaceae.